GCUCCCGCAGUGGAGGAGAGGGAGGUCCAGGAGGCCCCUGGCGGAGCCGCGGCUCCAGCGCUGCUGUGGGUUGCUUUCCAUAGGAUAUGAUGAUGUCAGACAUUGCUAAAGACAGAAUGGCUCAUUCUGUGAAGAAAAGGGGAAGUAUGUCUUCUCUAAGUGGUCGAGAAUUCUGGCAGAAAGAACUUCACAGGUGCACCAAAAACUCCAUGAGUACUGUGUCUUAUAUGGAUGAACCUAGCCAGCGGGAUGAUGCUUCUCGCCUUACAGUUCAGAUGGAAAACACCUAUCAACUAGGUCCUACCAAACAUUUUCCUGUGGUCAUUGUCAAUCACAUUUUGAAAGAUGUGUUAACUAAGUAUCUACAAGAAGAACAGUAUGAGCCAGAGCUCUGUAGACAGAUGACUAAAACAAUUUCUGAGGUUAUUAAAGCCCAGGUCAAGGACCUGAUGAUUCCACGGUAUAAGCUAAUUGUGAUUGUUCACAUUGGACAACUGAAUAGUCAGAACAUUUUUAUCGGAAGCAGAUGCCUCUGGGAUCCUAAAAGUGAUACCUUUUCAUCUUAUGUUUUCAGAAAUUCUUCUCUCUUUGCGCUUGCAAGUGUCUAUGCUGUUUACUUUGAGUGAUUGAAAAUAAGAAAUGUAGUUCUUACUUUUUUAAAUCACAAAAUAAGCUGUAUCUAUGUACACAAAAGCUUCACUGCUCAAAAGUUUGAGAAAACAACAGUAAUAUUUCAAACAACUGGCAUUUUUGGACUUUUUCAUGCUCUGCUAAGAACUGAGGGAGGGAAGUGUGGUGCAAGAAAAACUCUUGUUUAUCCAAAAGAAGAACUAAGUUUUGGUUCCACUGGAUCAUUUUUCAUAGACAUGGAUUCUUUUUU
Molecule: messenger RNA, 880 nt
Organism: Lynx canadensis (Canada lynx)
Lineage: Eukaryota; Metazoa; Chordata; Mammalia; Carnivora; Felidae
Gene: DYNLT5
Product: Tctex1 domain containing 1
Exons: 5
Coding region: 87-626 (179 amino acids)
Biological process (GO): microtubule-based movement
Cellular component (GO): cytoplasmic dynein complex; cytoplasm
Molecular function (GO): dynein intermediate chain binding
Source: RefSeq, a predicted model, not a curated record